Molecule: messenger RNA, 1580 nt
Organism: Oncorhynchus kisutch (coho salmon)
Lineage: Eukaryota; Metazoa; Chordata; Actinopteri; Salmoniformes; Salmonidae
Gene: ubtd1a
Product: ubiquitin domain containing 1a
Exons: 4
Coding region: 368-1078 (236 amino acids)
Molecular function (GO): protein binding
Source: RefSeq, a predicted model, not a curated record
UCCUGUGGUAUUUUGGGUGUCUGGGUGUGUGUGUGUGUGUGUGUGUUAUUCAGGCAUUCGUUAGUAAAGAACUAGGGAAGUGUCACAACAACUAGCUAACCUAGCUCAGACUCCACAAGGAUAACUGUAGUCGUCACGGAUAGUCAAAGCGUGAGAAUCUAGUCCAGGUGGUGGGAUCAUACCCUUGACCACUGCAGCCUUCUUAGACAGAGAGACGUAAGCUUCAAUUUCUGGUUGGAGUCUCUGAAGGGCUGUUUUUUCUGACGCUGAGUCAGUGUUGUGUUUGAUUUAAACAACGGUAUCUGGAACUAAGAGAUUGUGUGUCUAACACACACAUAAAAUCUCUGGGAGAGAGAAAGAGAAGAACAUGGGAGUCGCUAACUCUAGGGACUACCAUCCUUACCACCCCUCACAGUCUCCCAUUAAGGUGGUGCUGAAAAGACGCAAUGAGCCCCUUAAGAAGGAGUGCCCUAAAUGGAAGAGUGAGUACCCUAUGACUGAGGGCCAGCUGAGGAGUAAGAGGGAUGAGUUUUGGGACACGUCUCCAGCCUUUGACGGCAGGAAGGAGAUUUGGGACGCGCUCCGAGCGGCAGCAGUGGCUGCAGAGGUUAACGACCUGGAACUGGCUCAGGCCAUAGUGGAUGGAGCCUGCAUCACACUACCACACGGUACGCUGACAGAGAGUUAUGAUGAGCUGGGGAACCGCUACCAGCUUCCUGCCUACACUCUAGCCCCUCCCACCAACAUCAUCACUGAAUGCACCAAUGAGAGCCAAGCUCCCAAUCUAAAGGAGCAGAAAAAGCCUCCCCCUCCUCCUAAAGAGGAGUUCCAGCUACGAGUACGUCUCUCGUGCGGUAAGGACCUACGUAUAAGCGCCUCCAUGUCAGACUCCAUUUCCCAGCUGAAGACAGCCCUGGAGGGGCAGGAGGAUAUUGAAGCGGCCCACCAACGCUGGUUCUUUGCAGGGAAACUGCUAACAGAUAAGACCCGGCUCCAGGACACUAAGAUACAAAAAGACUUUGUGGUCCAGGUCAUCGUGAACAACUACUCACCCGUAACCAAACUCAUACCAAACUGAGAGAGAGAGGUGACGCAAGGCCUUGUUUCACUCCUCUGGAAGUUAAGAACACCAGGGUUGUGUUCAUUAGCGCACACUGUAGGGAAACGUUUUGCAACAGAAAACAAACAUGUUUUUAUUGUACAUGUUCAGAUAGUUCCUCCAAGUUUCGGACCACUUUCUUACAUUUCACGUCUAGUGGACACGACCCUGAACUGUUGGUUACGGCAAAGGAAUUUGGGGUAUAAUAUUUGAUGAUUAGUUUACGUUUGCUUUUGUAUUUCCUAUCCUCUUUUUGUAUUUCCCAAUAUUUUCCUAAUAAUCCCACAUUGUUAAUUUGUGUAUUUUCACUCCGUAUGUGUAGCCUGGCAAAGAACGGACAAACUGUAGACUGAACUGGAAGAGAAUCAUGGCAUGAGGAGAAUUUACUACAGAGCGUCUGUCUGUCUGUCUGUCUGUCCACAGAUUAUCCACUACCAUUACACCUCUGUCCCUGACAGUAUAUAAAUGAUUUUCCUUGUGA